GUCAAAAUGGCAGAGCUAACAACACUAGAGAGCCUGCUGGAGAUGGGCUUUGAAAGAAACAGAGCGGAAAAGGCAGUGGCCAACACAGGGAACCAGGGAAUAGAGCAAGCCAUGGACUGGUUAAUGGAGCAUGAGAACGACCCAGACAUCGAUUCGCCCUUUGUGCCGCCCGUUGCGAGCGUCCUGGGAGGAGAAGCAGACAGCCAGUCCACCACAGAUCAGCCGUCACUAGCAGACACCGCUGAAGGGACAGCAGGUGGGGACGGCAGCUACAAAGAGGACGACGAUGAGAGUGCAAGGAUUCCAAUGUCAGAGGAGGAGAAACUUGAGCAAGUUAAAAGGCUAGAGGAGCUGAUGCGGGUGAAGCAGGCGGAGAGGCGAGAGCGAGAGCGGGCAGAGGAGUUGGAGCGGGAGAAGAUGCGGAGGAGGCAGGGCCAAGAGCUGCAGCAGAUACGCCAAAAGCUGCAGGAUGAUGAUAUGAAAAAACUUACUGAACUUCGCAGAAAAGAGAAGAUGGAGGACAAAAUGGCAAGGCAAAGGGUUAAAGACAAGAUUGCACGAGACAGAGAGGAGAGAGCACAGAAGUUUGGAGGCGGUGGACCCCCGAGCACGGCGGCAUCGUCCCAGCCUGCCCAGCCCACCCCGUCGUCACCCACCAGUCACGGCCCUCCACCCACUAAGAAGGAAUACGAUGAGUCCAGGAUACAGGUACGUCUGCUGGACGGCUCAACCAUCACAGCAGUCUUCAAGGCCCAGGAGCCGCUGGCGGCAGUGCGCGUCUACGUGCAGGUGAAUGGCAACACACCCGAGGGUCAAGACUUCACGCUGCUGUCGCCCUACCCCCGUCACGAAUACACUGAACUGGACAUGGAGAAGCCCCUCAAAGAACUGGGUUUGGUGCCUUCAGCUGCGCUGGUUGUUAUCAAAAAGUGAGAUGAGAUGAGAGGAUCUGCUCUGUGAGCCUACCUCACCACUUCCACUACAUCAACACAAGAGACACCAGAAACAGAUCGAACCGGGAGCAGAGCCACCACCCCUUUUUUUAGUAUCACUCAACAAGCCAGCUAGCUGAACUAAAGCAGAGAGAUGUAGCUCGAGUCUGCGUUCAGAGUGUGUAAACUACUUUACAGUGAAAAAAACAGCUUGGUUAACUCACUGCCAUUGUGGGCUGAUUGAUUGCACUUGAUCUAGAUUGGUUUUGUGUGCAGUGACUUUUACUUAUUCAAGAACAAAAGUGAAGAUAGCUGGCUUCUGAUGGAUACUGCUUCACGGUGUCAGCAACACAUUUAUAAAAAAUGAUACAGAACAGAAUCGUUUGAUUUUAACUUGAUCUUUACAAAGCAAAGUACCACACAAGAUCCACUCGAUUGGUUCUGAAAGGGCCUUAAAUUUAAUCCGCACGAUCUUCCUGAUUUUGUGAUCUACUUUGCCAGUCUUUUUUUAUAAGUUUAAAUAUAUUGAUGACAGUUAUGUCUGCAUAAUCACCAAGAAUCUACUUAAAAUAAAAGCUGACUAAGAGAAUUA
Molecule: messenger RNA, 1524 nt
Organism: Sebastes umbrosus (honeycomb rockfish)
Lineage: Eukaryota; Metazoa; Chordata; Actinopteri; Perciformes; Sebastidae
Gene: ubxn1
Product: UBX domain protein 1
Exons: 9
Coding region: 7-933 (308 amino acids)
Molecular function (GO): protein binding
Source: RefSeq, a predicted model, not a curated record